AUGCCUUCCCACUUCGAUACCCUUCAGCUUCACGCUGGCCAGCAGCUUGAAAAGCCUCACAGAGCAAGAGCUCCUCCUAUCUAUGCUACUACUUCGUAUGUCUUUGAUGACUCCAAGCACGGCGCCCAAUUGUUUGGUUUGGAGACCCCAGGUAUGAUCUACUCCAGAAUCAUGAACCCAACCAACGACGUGUUUGAACAAAGAAUUGCUGCCCUUGAAGGCGGUGUUGGAGCCUUGGCUACUUCUUCUGGUCAAUCUGCCCAGUUCUUGGCCAUUGCUGGUUUGGCUCACGCCGGUGACAACGUUUUGUCCACCUCGUACUUGUAUGGAGGUACCUACAACCAGUUUAAGGUAGCCUUCAAGCGUUUGGGAAUCGAAGCCAGAUUUGUCAACGGUGACAGCGCUGAAGACUUUGCCAAGUUGAUCGACGACAAGACCAAGGCUAUCUACAUUGAGUCUAUUGGUAACCCCAAAUACAACGUUCCUGAUUUUGAAAAGAUUGCCAAGUUGGCUCACGACAACGGUAUUCCUCUCGUUGUUGACAACACCUUCGCUGCAGGUGGUUUCUUGAUCAACCCUUUCAAACACGGUGCUGACAUCAUUGUCCACUCUGCUACCAAGUGGAUUGGAGGACACGGUACCACCAUUGCUGGUGUCAUUGUCGACUCUGGUAAAUUCCCUUGGAAGAAGUACCCUAAGAAGUACCCUCAAUUCUCUGAACCUUCUGAGGGUUACCAUGGCUUGAUUUUGAACGACGCCUUGGGUGAACAAGCCUUCAUUGGCCACGCCAGAAUCGAGUUGUUGAGAGACUUGGGUCCAGCUUUGAACCCAUUCGGUUCCUUCUUGUUGUUGCAGGGUUUGGAAACCUUGUCUUUGCGUGUAGAAAGACAAUCUUACAAUGCUCUCAAGCUUGCCCAGUACUUGGAAAAGUCGCCAUACGUUUCCUGGGUUUCGUACUUGGGUUUGCCUUCUCACGAAAGCUACGAGCUUUCUAAGAAGUACUUGAACAACCCUGACCUUGCUGGUGGUGCUUUGUCCUUCGGUGUCAAGCCUUUGGAAGGCACUAAGUCCGAUGAUCCAUUCCAGGCUGCUUCUCCAAGGGUUGUCGACAACUUGGAAAUCGCCUCCAACUUGGCCAACGUCGGUGACUCAAAGACUUUAGUCAUUGCUCCUUACUACACCACCCACCAGCAAUUGUCGGAAAGCGAGAAGGUUAACUCUGGUGUCACCGAAGACUUGAUCAGAGUCUCCAUCGGUACUGAGUUCAUUGACGACAUCAUUGCUGACUUUGAAAAGGCCUUCAAGACCGUCUACGGUGCCUAG
Molecule: messenger RNA, 1323 nt
Organism: Scheffersomyces stipitis CBS 6054
Lineage: Eukaryota; Fungi; Ascomycota; Pichiomycetes; Serinales; Debaryomycetaceae
Gene: MET15
Product: bifunctional cysteine synthase/O-acetylhomoserine aminocarboxypropyltransferase
Exons: 1
Coding region: 1-1323 (440 amino acids)
Biological process (GO): transsulfuration
Molecular function (GO): transferase activity, transferring alkyl or aryl (other than methyl) groups; pyridoxal phosphate binding
Source: RefSeq, a predicted model, not a curated record